AUGAAGACAGCCCUGCUUUUCCUCUGCAUUAUAGGAAUCACUUGUGCCUUCUCUGCAAAACACUUCCGAAGAAGAUUUAAGUCAGACGAUUCAGAAGAAAAUGCAGUGUUCAAGAACAAAUACAGGCAUUUUCUUUAUAGAUAUCCUUACUUCUACCCACCUAUGAAAAGAUUCCAGGUAAAUACAGGACAGUCAAAUGAAGAAAAUGAAGGUGGAAAGGGAAGUGAAGAGACCACAGUGGCUCCCACUACACCUGCUGCAGCUGAAGAUAACAAGACUGAUGGAAAUGCCGACACUGUCCAAAAGGUACCAGCAGUAAAAGAGCCUCCUCAGAAACCGGGGAAAGAAGCAGGUGAUAAAAAGGUUGAAAAGGAAAAUGUUCCCAAAAAAGGUGCAGAGGAAGAAGACAGUGAUGAAAAUGAGGAAGAGGAGAAUGAAGAGGAAGAAGAGGAGAAAGUAGAUGAAAACGGAAGUGGUGUUAAUGCCACCAGCACAAACAGCACCGUCGAAGAAACUGGAAAUGGUGGAGAGGAAGAAGAAGAGGAAGAAAAUGAAGCAACCACAAUCAGUCUAACCACCCUGGUCACAACUGUCAACCCCACUGAAAGUACUACAGGUGAACAAUUGCAAGAAGGGACCACUCCUGCCGAUCAGGGCCAGUAUGACACCACCACAAAUGGCUAUGAACAUGAAGUCCAAACUGAUUAUUAUGGCAGUGAGAAUGGGUACCCACGAGGAGAUAAUUUCAGAACAUAUGAGGAUGAGUAUAGUUACUAUAAAGGGCAUGGAUAUGAUGUGUAUGGCCAAGAUUAUUACUAUAAUCAGUGAAAAAAAGGAAGCCAUCUCUUGACAUGUUCAUUAUAUAUUUUUGCAUGUCAACUGUUCACAAAGUCUACUCAGGAAAAUGCAUCACAAUAGAAUGGUGCUAGUAAAAUAAGAU
Messenger RNA from Protobothrops mucrosquamatus (brown spotted pit viper), 940 nucleotides. RefSeq names its product integrin binding sialoprotein (gene IBSP). The transcript has 5 exons. NCBI's taxonomy places the organism in Eukaryota, Metazoa, Chordata, Lepidosauria, Squamata, Viperidae. Gene Ontology annotation, cellular component: extracellular region. Bases 1 to 828 code for a protein of 275 amino acids. Gene Ontology annotation, biological process: extracellular matrix organization; ossification; bone mineralization. The record is from RefSeq and is a predicted model, not a curated record.